This is a messenger RNA of Owenia fusiformis, 1367 nucleotides long. The record is from the annotation of a GenBank genome assembly. NCBI's taxonomy places the organism in Eukaryota, Metazoa, Annelida, Polychaeta, Sabellida, Oweniidae.
GUUGCUUGGGAAAACUGAAAAUUGUUGGUCGUAUAAUAUUAUACAUUCAGGCUCUAUAGUAAAAUCUAUGUAGAUCUGUAUAAGGAUAGACAAAUUUAUAUUUAAUCGAGGCACCAAUCAUGGCAGGAUAUCCUAUGGGUGCACAGCCUCAUAUGGGUGGUUUUGGGCAGCCUCAAAUGGGUCAGCAACCUCAAAUGGGUCAGCAACCUCAAAUGGGUCAACAGGGGGGCAUGGGGGGCAUGUCAAUGUCCUUUGGCAUGUCAAUACCAGGUUUCGGGGGUAUGUUCGGUCAGCAGCAGCCACAGCAACAGCUACACCAGAAUGCGUUCACUGUAAAUGCUUGGCAGGCAUUUGGGAUGAAUUCACCAGAUGAUUUCCAGGUGUUGUAUGAGAGAUACAAGUCUAGGACACUAAAUGGCAUCCAAGGAGAAGAACUUCAACGGAUUCUCAACGAGGACCGACAGAUUAAGAACUACUAUAAAACUCAGAGGGGUCCAAUCAACUGGAACCUGGAAUUAUGCAAGAUCCUGAUAGCCAUGUUGGAUAGGAACAAAGAUGGAAUAAUGCAGCUGCCAGAACUAAAUGAAUUGCUACAAUGCCUCAUCCACUGGUGGCAGACAUUCCUCCGCUAUGACACUGAUAGGUCCGGAUUCAUAGAGGCUCAUGAACUGGGAAACAUCAUCAAGAACAGUUUUGGCUAUGCCCUGUCUGUCAAAGCACUUGAAGUCAUCCUGAAAAGGUAUUCUAGAGCCAUGGAUGACAGGAGAUGCCUGGUUGCAUUUGAUGACUUUGUUGCAAUGUCUGUGCGCCUACGUGCCUACACAGAGGCAUUUAGAGCGAGAGACAGGUCCCACCAUCAAAACCAGGAGGUUGGAUCAUAUGAAUUCUCAUAUGAUGAUUUCUUGCAGUGUGUGAUGUGCUUGUGAAGAUUGGACCAGUCUUUAUUCACCAGUUAUAGACAAGAGACAUAUAUUUUCUGGAUUUUGAAGCCCUGUGAUUGGAGGAUGUAGACAAGAGACAAUAACAUGUGUGAUUGUGUGUUAUCCUUAUUCCAUGUAGCAUGCUCCCUGACCUAAUGCGAGAUUAGCCUAUGCUUGUAGCAGUUUUUCACAGGAGUCCAGUCACAACUCUGAAUCUCUUAACAUGAGAUAUACAAUGGAAAGCAGUGAGUCUGAAAUAACAUGUCAACUCAAAACAGGCUAGCUGGAGUUUCAGAGGAAUCACCCUUAUUCAGGAGCCAUUUGAAACUGAUAUUUGUAUACAAUGAAACUGUGAUAUUUCAAUUGUGCAACAUUCCAGGAGGAUGGACUUUAUAAUUGUUUAUAUUAUAUUGUGAAAUAAUUUAUUUAUAUAACAAUAAGAUUGUG